AUGCUGAGCGCAGCAGCUCCCGGGGGGGUCCAGCAGCGGCAGCCCCUCCUCAGUGGGGCAGGCAGCCCCCGCUCCCCCACCUCUGAGCCAUACUGCCCGAGACCAGUCCCAAGCCCCCCUCCGCCGCCCAAUCCAGGCGCACCCCUCCCUUGCCCGCCGGGACGCCAAUCACCGGGCUCGGGGCGGGGACGGGGCUCUGUCCGCAGCGAGCCCGCCGGAGUUCGCCUGCCGCCGGGAAGCAACCACCCGCCGCCCCAGCAGCAGCAGCAGCAGCGUCCCCGCCCCAGCCGGGGCGGGCCCGGCCGGGCUGCCGAGUCCCCGCAGCGGGAGCUCCCGGCCCUCGCCGCUCCGCAGCAGGAAGCCGCCGCCGCCUCCACCGCCAGUGCCGCACCCGCCCGCCCGCCGCAGCCUCCCCUCAGCCGGCGCGGAAGCUCGGGCGCCGCCGCCGCUCGCGCCGGGCCCCGGCAGAGCGCAUCGCCGGCCCUGCCCGCGCGAGCCAGGCGGGCGAGCGGGCAGGAAGCACCUGAGGCAUGUGUGACAGCGCGGGGAGGAGCCUGCAACCGGCCCGGCCGGGGCGAGGCGAGGCGAGGCGGGCUGCCUGGGGCCGCUUCCCGCUCCCCCCCCUCCUCCGGAGCUGCUGGAAAAGCCGCAUCCCUGCGCCCAGCCAGCCCGGGGCAGGAGGGCGACGGGCCCCGGGGCGAUUGGUUGCCCGGGGGACAGAGGGGGACCCUCGCCGCUGCCCGCUUUGUCACCCAGGGCUGGGAGCCCGGCCCGGCUCUCGCGGGAAGGGGCGGAGGUGGGAGCUCAGCCAAGCGCGGGGCGCGGAGCCGGCACCGCGCGCGGGCGGGCCGGGCAGCGGAGCAGCGCUGUGGUGGUGGGCAGGGACUUGCUCCCGCCCCCGGCGUUUCCCGCUCCACAGACCAGAGCGUGCUCCAGCUGGAAAGGCGGGUCAGCUCUGCCUGCCCGGGGUAG
Caretta caretta (loggerhead turtle) is the source of this 972-nucleotide messenger RNA. The record is from RefSeq and is a predicted model, not a curated record. NCBI's taxonomy places the organism in Eukaryota, Metazoa, Chordata, Testudines, Cheloniidae.